GGAAGGGAAGGAGGCAGAAAAGAAGGAAGGGAAGGAGGCCGGGAGGCAAGGAGGCACGCCCCUCAGUUCCCCAAGGAGAGCUAACUAGGGCUCCACGGCGAACUCUGGCCCCCGGGCGCCUCCAAACUCCGCCCCCUGUUCCCUAGCUCGCUGUCUCGGUCUGUGCGUGGCUUGCUCUUCAGCUGUCUACGGCGCUGCUGCCCAGUGCCCAUUGCUUGGUGCCUGGUGCCCAGCGACUCCGGCUUUGCUUCCGUGGGAAGAGCGACGGGGACUACCCCUUUUCGCCCUCAAGGGACGCAGAGAAAAGACAAGGCGGCACUUGGACCCCCCAAGCUGCCAAGGGAGAUGGGGGCGAGGGCCCCAGGCCCCCCCGAAGCCGCAGCCGCCCAGCAGUGUCCCAGGUAGCAAGCAAAAGCGCGCAGAAACAAAGUUGAGCUCCCCAAAGAAAGAAGCAGCGGCUCCUCAAAGAGCCGGAGCAGCAGAGAGGGACUGAGGCGGAGGGGAAGACGCAGCCGGAGCCGGAGCGGAGCGGAGCGGCGUCAGAGACGGAGACAGAGAGGGACUGGCAGUCGGAGCCGAGCCGCGCGCAGCCGGUGGCAUCCAGAGCCGCAGCGGAGCCGGGCCGGCCAGCUCCCCGGAGGCGUGCCCCCCGAGGCCCCGGGGAGCGGCCGCUUGGGACGGGCUAGUGCGGGCGCACUGUCUGCCGGCGCCGUCAGGGCGUCCUUCCCCACGAAUGCCAAGGGCAGGCUAGGGGGCCCCGCUGUGCCCGCUGCGCCCGCUUGGGCAGUCGGCCCUACCGCCGCCGCCGCCGCGCCUUCACCAGCACCAGGAAGCAGCUGGCCCGGUGCCCGGCGCGAGGCGGAGGAGUCUGGGACGGGCGAGCCCGAUGGGAAGGCGCGGCCGUGCGUCUGGAGAGCCCGGUGCGGCCCAUGAGGGCGAGCGAGCCCCCUACGCCCCCUUCACCCUUGCCCUCUCGCUCCCCUUGCCCUCCUCCUGCGCUGCUCCCCCGCGCCAGUUCUGCCUCUGGGCAGAUGCUCCUCCCUGGCUCUUUCUUGCCGCCGCUGCUCCCUUGGCCUCGUGAGUCGGCCCAGCCAUGACAGACGUGCUGUGGUCAGUGCUCCCCAACGGGACUGAGGUCCCUCCCUCCCCGGGCUGGUCCUCAGGCAACGCCACGGUCACGGCCGCCAGGUGCUCGCUCACUAAGACUGGCUUCCAAUUCUACUACCUGCCCGCUGUCUACAUCCUGGUCUUCAUCACGGGCUUCCUGGGCAACAGCGUGGCCAUCUGGAUGUUCGUGUUCCACAUGAAGCCCUGGAGUGGCAUCUCCGUGUACAUGUUCAACUUGGCCUUGGCCGACUUCCUGUACGUGCUCACCCUGCCCGCGCUCAUCUUCUACUAUCUCAACAAGACGGACUGGAUCUUCGGGGACGGCAUGUGUAAGCUGCAGCGCUUCAUCUUCCACGUGAACCUCUACGGCAGCAUCCUUUUCCUGACCUGCAUCAGCGUGCACCGCUACACCGGGGUGGUGUACCCGCUCAAGUCCCUGGGGAGGCUGAAAAAGAAGAACGCCUUCUACAUCAGCGCCCUGGUGUGGGCCGUCGUGGUGGCCGGCAUCGCCCCCAUCCUCUUUUACUCGGGCACGGGCGUCCGCAUCAACAAGACCAUCACCUGCUACGACACCACCGCCGACGAGUACCUGCGAAGCUAUUUCAUCUACAGCAUGUGCACCACCGUGGUGAUGUUCUGCAUCCCCUUCGUGGUCAUCCUGGGCUGCUACGGGCUCAUCGUGAAGGCGCUCAUCUCCAAUGACCUGGACAACUCGCCCCUUCGGAGGAAGUCCAUUUACCUGGUGAUCAUCGUGCUGACUGUUUUUGCAGUGUCUUAUCUUCCCUUCCACGUGAUGAAAACGUUAAACCUGAGAGCCAGGCUGGAUUUUCAGACUCCAGGAAUGUGUGCCUUCAACGACAGGGUGUACGCCACUUACCAGGUGACUAGGGGGCUAGCUAGUCUCAACAGCUGCGUCGACCCCAUCCUCUAUUUCUUGGCGGGAGACACUUUCAGGAGAAGACUGUCAAGGGCCACCAGGAAAGCUUCGAGAAGAAGUGAGGCAAAUUUGCCAUCAAAAAGCGAAGAUAUGACCCUCAAUAUUUUAUCAGAGUAUAAGCAGAACGGAGAUACGAGCUUAUGAAUUGCCCAUACGCAAAAAAGGUUCCCAAACACCUCAUUAAAAAACAAACAAGAAAACCCUAUGGUGUAAUGAUAAACAGAGUCAGAAAAAAUUGAGAGGGAGGGUCUAGGGUGGGGAAACUAUACCACUUAGCAGUCAAGUACUUUUAAAAAAAUCCUUUUAUGAGUUUAGAAAGAAUGUAAGAAAUUAGAGAUCAGAAUAUUUUGAAGCAGAGAGGGAGAGAGAGAGAGAGAGAGAGAGAGAGAGAGAGAGAGAGAGAGAGAGAGAGAGAGAGAGAGAGAGAGAGCGCCUUCCCCCUGUACUAAAGCCUUUUAGGAUAUUUUUAAUUGGAUCAUGGUCACCUUCCUUAAGGUUAAAUAUAUUAAAAUAUUAAAUAAUUCAAUUUAUGCCGUUUCAAAAUUCUCCACUCUCAAAUAUACAUAUAUGCACUCACUUUAUAUUUGGAAUAUUUUUGCAUUUAUAAUUUCUCCUAAGAUAUAGGACUGUCUUAGACUUUAGGCUGUACACCUGUAGUUAUUAUUAUAAUUAUUAUCAUAUUUUACAAUCAACAUUAGCAUCCUACUGAUUCUCCACCUCCUCCAAAUAUUUAGGAUUAGUUCAAAUGAGAAAGCAAUUCUUCCAAUUCUUUAGGUAGAAAGUGAGCUGGCUCCUGGACUUUUUUUUGUUUUGUUUUUAUGAGUGUAAGUUUCUGGCUGUCUUCAGUUGGAAGAUGGCUAGAGAUGUCAUUGAGCUGAAAAUCUUGAAAGGUGAUGAUUUUCUAAAUCUAAUUUUCAGGAAAACUUCAUUAUAUUUUGGGUGCUAAAUGUUUGAUGGUGGAAAUCUGUAUUAAUUGUCAUUGUAUAAAGUACCAGAUUUAAAUAAUGAUAGCACAUAGGUUUUGUUUCAUAUGAAAGCUUAAGGUCUUGGGAUGUUUGAAAUCUCCUUAAGUAAACAUGCUGUUUAUUGGCAAUGUUGCUGUUUAAUGCUGUAGGGGGUUUGUUUUCCUGGAUGAAUACGUAUCCACAUCUGCAAAAACAUUAAAAAAAAAAAGCUGCUCUGAACUGAUGAUUUACAGAGCAAACUGACUGAAGUUGAAUGCACAAGUUAAGGCAAAGUGGAUCUGGGCACAGUUAGUGUUUGAGAGUGAUUGGCAGCCUUCCAAAAUCUGCAAGCUUCAGAUAUUAAAAAAAAAAAGAAAUGAAGCCAUGAGACUAAAACUUAAUUAUUGUCAUAUAGGGCUGUAACAAAAGUGCUGGUAAAAGGGACCUUUGUAUAUUAUCCUGAAACAUCUGGAACAGUAGGUAAAAAGGCAUAAAUUAUAGACUAUCUUAAAAUUUUGUGAAUUCCGUUUAUAGAAUGACAGAGCAUGAUCUGGCCUCACUGGUCCUCAUUUUUUAAAAUGGGAGAGAAAAUAUUGUAUUUAAAUACUUGAGGAUAUCCCUUGAUAGUAUGGCAAAGCAAGUUAAAUGAUUAAUCAUAGAAAUACUCUUUUUUUUAACUACUUCACUUUAAAGAGAUGGCUAGUGGGGAAGGGUGACAUUUGUAUUACAGGUUUCCUCUGGGCAUUAACGUGUCAAAUGUUUCAGACUUCUCUAAUAAUGCUCAUUCUGUGUUUUAACACGUUUUGAAUUCCCACUCAGUCCCAGCCCUAUAAUAUAUUUUUCCACUACAGCUGAACUGCAUUAUACAAACUCAGAGGUGAAUACACAUCCCCCAAGGAUAGUUUAAUAAAUUUAAUUUGCAGAGUGAAAAUGAACAAUUUUCUCUAAUGCGUAGAUUUCAAGCAGAGGCUGAUGUGGUCAUCAGUCAUUGUAUUCUUGAGGGUAUGGAGCAUGGGGUUGGAUCUAGAGGUAAACAUGUGGGACACAGAGUGAAUCAAUGCUGUAUUUGAGCCAUUGAAUAACUUUUCAGAGCUGGGAGGACCCUUUGAGGUCAACUAGUCCAAACCUCUCACCUCACCGCCAGAGAGGAAAGGUGACUCUCUUGGUUUGAAGGUUUGUCAAACUCUUCCAUGUGUCAUCUGUCAUCAUCUAUUUCUAGUUUUACAUGGGGAAAACAAGUCACCAAAAUGCACAUAGCAAAUCAGAUAUGGGUGAAAUGGAAAUAAACAUAGUGAUGUUUCAAACCUCAGUAGAUAUUUGCUAAGUAUCUUACAGCUGCAAAUUGAGAGAUUAUUCCUAUAAUUCAAGGCAGGAGAACAGAACAUAAAACACAAACUAUUUAAUGUCUAUUUAACCUAGUGAAUACUGAAGUCUAGUGUUAUCUGUAGCAACAUUAAAUAUCCCAGUGACAAAAAAAAAAAGGUCCAUGUCUGGCCCAAUAAGUGAUGUGUCUCUAGUAGCCCAAUUCUUGCAUUUCCUUUAGUGUCUUUUUAGAUCACAGGGUGUGCAGGCCUGUGCAUCAGGCUGCUCUCCGUGCUAGCCUAAUCCUACUGAAGGUAUCAACCCUGCAUUAUUUCAGGUCCUAGAGACCUUCCUUUCAGAGUAUUGUGGAGAUGGUAAUGGGAGUUGGGGGGGGGGGUGAAUAGAAGUAUCCUUUUACUAUUUGGAAUGUUUCUUUCAGUUUCCUACUUUAUACCUCUCAUAAGAGACCAUAAUAUCAUGUAAGGAAUCAUGAAACCAUGCCAAAAAUAACAAAAAUGCCCCCAUGGCCCAGCAGGGAUCUCUGGGAGCUGUGUCCACCCAGUUUGAAAUAAACUGGGGAUCAGGUUGAAGUGAUAGAUUCCUUUGGCUGCAGCAGGGCCUCACAAACCUCCCAAAGGCUGAAAGGACAAUUCAAGGGACCUGAUGAUGUAAGGUCUUAAAUUUUGAGUGUGGCAACAUGUAAGUGUUGAGACAAGUGAAUUUGUUAAUGUACUAUAAUUUAUCAGUUUACUCAAGUACUCAAAAGUGAUGUAAAGUUCUGAACCCAGAUGUUUCUUAGGACCUGAGUAGUCCUUGCUGAAAACUUGCCGAAUCUAUUUGCUCCCUGACCUGAAUGGGAAAUAAAUUGAGAAGACUUGGAGUGUGAGGAUUUCUAAAUUCUAAUCCUGCUUUGCCAGUCAGCUAAUCCCCUGGUGAGUUCAAAUUCUACAACCCAUCUUUCCCCUCGUUGUUAAAAGGGAAAUGGAAUAACUCCUCUGUCACAAGAACGUUUAAGAGUCUGAAAGAUGCUAAAACACAUCCAAUAUGCCACUAUUGUUUUCCAGAACUACUCAAUUUCAGGCACUGGUUUAGCAUUCCUAUUUGGAUUUCAACUGUGAUGUGGAAAUAUGCCCAGGAAAUCUGUUGAAACUACUAACUUUCCUCCUGUAGGAUACUAAACUGUCUUUGGCUACAAAGGAUUUCAUUAAUAAUGAGGGCUGGAAUUGCACCAACAGUAAAGGCUGAAAGUUUGAUACUAGUUGUCAAAUCUGACUCAUCCAUUAUGUCACAAAGCUUAAACUGUCUGGUCACCUUAAAGACAAUUACCAGAUUAUUUAUUGAUAAAGCAACUGCAGUCCAUUAAUUGUACAGAUAGGAUUGAAAACUUUCCCUGGAAGAGCAUUUUCUUUUUUGAUCCAGAACACUGAUGUGAAUUUUAUUUAUUAAAAUGUAUAUCCUCGGCAUAACAGAUUGCUGUAUUUGGAAUCUAUAAUAUAUGAGGCAUGGUGAAAAUAUGAAUAGAAACUUCAUAUAUCUCUUUGCUUUUCAAACAUCAGUAUCUUGAAGUACUGAAUUCUCUUUCUAUCAUUCUUUUUGUGAAAUUAUGAUAAUCUCUAAAAGUCCACUUUGUGAAGCUCGAUGUGAAAUUUUCCAUAAUAAUGUAUUCGCAUGCUCGCCUUUUAAAAUUGGAUUUCUGAUUUUAUAUAUCAAAAGUCAAUUUUGUGUCAAGUGAAUAUAGGAUCAUACAGCAAACAGAAAAGAUUUUAGUUUUACUGGGUCUAUAGGGUAUAUAUUUUGUGAGGUUUUGAAGUAAAAUUUAUACAACCAUUGUAAAGAAAUGCAUGAAAUCCAUUGGUGACCACUAUUUUUAAAAUGCAACAGGGUUGACCUAUAUUCAAAGCAGAACCAAAUCGUUGUGCUUUAACAAAACUGGUGGAGAGGCAUUAUAGAUGCAGCCUCGGAGUUUAAAGAGAGAUUUGGGAAAAUGGGGAAAAAGAUAGGAGAAUGCAGCUGCUAUAGUCCCCUGCUGCUCCAAUUAACUCUAUUCACAUUUUGCCUUAGAUGGCUUCUGCUCUCUAUUUCUUCAUCUAGUCAAAUAGCCUGCACUUGGUACUCUUCUCAGACAUAAUGUUUCUCACAGCUUAAGUAUCUUCACAACAGAUGCAAUCUUCUGUUCCUCUUAUGCAUCUAUGUUCAAUUGCCCCGCUUGAGCCUUCAUUUUAGAUGUAAGCACUUUCCAGAGUGAAAAUUGCAUGACAUGGCUGCUGAAUUCUGUUACAACUUUGAAUUUCUGUUAUUACUUUAUAAUAUAUAGCAUUGCCAGUUAUCAUGAAGGGAAAGUGCAUGAGUUCCAUGUUUAAUGUUAUGUGCAUUUGGAUUGGUGUAUUUCAGUGCUCCUGUGAAAAUGUUUAUUUUUAUAUUAUCUGUGAUGUAAUAUUGUUGAUUAAACCAGGUUUAUUUGUGAUGAA
This is a messenger RNA of Phascolarctos cinereus (koala), 6758 nucleotides long. RefSeq names its product purinergic receptor P2Y1 (gene P2RY1). Gene Ontology annotation, biological process: platelet activation; phospholipase C-activating G protein-coupled receptor signaling pathway; relaxation of muscle. Lineage: Eukaryota; Metazoa; Chordata; Mammalia; Diprotodontia; Phascolarctidae. Gene Ontology annotation, cellular component: plasma membrane. The record is from RefSeq and is a predicted model, not a curated record. Gene Ontology annotation, molecular function: ATP binding; G protein-coupled ADP receptor activity; A1 adenosine receptor binding.